UCCCCACGCGUGCCGUCCACAUGCAUGAGAAUCAGGAAAGCAUGGAUGUACUGAAUAUCAACGUCGGUAUCCUGGGUCACGUGGAUUCUGGCAAGACUUCGCUUGUCAAAGCCCUCAGCACCGUCUUGUCAACAGCAUCCCUGGACAAGAACCCACAGUCGCGAGAAAGGGGUAUUACGCUUGACCUUGGCUUUUCUGCCUUCACCGUGCCGUUACCGGAGCAUCUCCCGCAGGACCAGUACAGUCACCUACAGUUCACGCUGGUGGAUUGCCCAGGACACGCUUCUCUGAUCCGUACAAUCAUCGGUGGAGCCCAGAUAAUGGACAUGAUGUUGUUGGUGGUAGACGCGACGAAAGGAAUGCAAGCCCAAACCAUGGAGUGCGUGGUGAUUGGAGAGGCGGUAAUGUCAAGCGGUGCGGCUGUCAUCGUUGUCCUCAACAAGGUUGAUCUCAUCCCGGAACAAGAGCGCAAAGCAAGACUUCGUCAAGCUGAAAAGAAAAUCGCAGCGCAGCUCGCGGGGACCAAGUUAUCCAGUGCUUCCUUCGUUUCUUGCGCUGCUGCGGUGGGCGGCGAGAAGACCGCAGCCUCUACUCCGCUCGCCGGUUCCCGAAGCUCCAAGGGCAGGGCCAAGAAGGCGGGGGUCCUCUCUGGCAAUGUAGGAAGCGCUGAGGGUGCCACCAGACACCAAAAAGGUUCAAAGGACGUCAGGCCCGGCGGUGGUGAUGAUCCUGCCGAACCCCUGACCGGAAUAACGCCCCCCCGCCCUCCCUCGUCAUGCUCGGAGGAGACUCCGGCGAUGGGAAUCGAAGCAGUGGCCGGGGAGUUAACGCGGCGAGCAAGAGUGCCAAGUCGGAGAGCCUCUGCCCCUCUCUACUUUGCGUUCGACCAUUGCUUUUCUGUCCGUGGGCAAGGGACCAUUCUCACAGGCACUGUUCUUACCGGGGAGGUCAAGGUUAAUCAGCUGGUCGAGCUUCCAUCGCUUCGGUUGCAGAAGAAGGUCAAGUCGAUGCAGAUGUUUCGGAAGCCAGUAUUCAUCGCCAGGGCUGGUGAUCGCGUGGGGAUGUGCGUGGCAAGUCUGGACGCAAAGCUCAUGGAAAGAGGAGUUGUGACGACUCCGGGUUCUGUGAGACCGAUUUCGGCUGCAAUCGCUCUCGUCAGAAAGGUGCCUGCAUUUACCGGACAAUGUCUUAGUGGUGCCUAUUGCCACGUGUCCUUGGGACACAGUACGGCGAUGGCCACGGCCACGUUUUUCGGAGCCAGCGAGCUGAAAAACGGGCUGCUGAGACUGUUCGAACACAGCGCUGACGGUCUUCAGGCUUUGGAAGCGCUUGGUGACGCUGGUCAAGGGCAAGAAUUGUCGCUAAACGAGAUUGCCUCUCUGCCAUUCCCAUCGGAAGCGGCGUUCGUCCAGCAAACCCACCUCUGCGGCGUAGGCAGUGAAAACUCAACCGCUGGCGCUGACGACGAGGUAUGUGUUGAUGAACGCCCCGUACUUCAGUAUUGUCAUCUCACGUUUCACACGCCGGUCAUAACACCGCCAAGCAGCGUUGUACUGGGGAGCAGGCUAGACAGCAUGUCGAGCUCUCUCUACAAGACAGAAGCAGCUCACCCGACAGAGGAGACUAUUGAGGGCUUGGCGGCGGUCCAAGAGCAUUGCCGAAUCGCGUUCCACGGACGCUUGGUGUCGCUGUCAGCUGGUGUGGACGGGACGCGCAAGGGGUCAGGCGAUGCAAGAGCCGCGCUGGAGUUCGGGACACAAGCCGGGCAACUGAAGCUGUUCACGGAGAAGUGUAAAACCGGAGUUGUGUUCCGCGUGGCACCCAAUGAUCAGACAGGGGGAGGCGCUGUGGAGGUGUUUGGGAAGGACCUAUUCAAGAAGGAGACCAACAUGCCGCCGUUCGUGGGCAUGCUUUUGCUGACAGAGGGCGGCAGCGUCGGCCAUCUCGAGAGCACAUUCGGAAAGGCAGGGAGGUUUAAGGCCCGCUUUCCUGCGGGUACCUCGGUCAAGGUCGGGGACAAGCUCAUCCUGAAGUUCCGCAAGUAUUUCCGCGACCCUUCAAAGCGCAUGCAUCAAGGCUAUCUGCGAGAGGCUCUCGAACGACAUCCCCAUCAACCGACUGAAGGGGCGCGUACCGCAGAUAACCCGAUGAGUGAUGACAAGGACCACGACAACCAUGACGAAGGCGCACCAGGACCUGCCGCAGCAACGACCACCGGCGUGGAAGAGCCAGCGGCGCAAGAAACACGCCAAGAACCACCGCGUCCUCAUUUGCGCGAUGGAGUUGUUGACAGCGUUAAAGAAGGAGUCGCCGACGACGAGCCGGUGGUCAUCGCGUUCGUUUCCGGGCUCUUCUCACAAGAGGAGGACAUCCGGGAGAUGGCCAAGAGGGGGAUGUCCGUGCGCAUAGAGACGGGAGGCUUGGUGGGUCGCCUCAAAGGCCCCUUCGGGAAGCUGGGCAAGUGCAAGGUGGUGUUUGAAAGGGAAGAAGGUGGCUAUCUUCGACCCGGUGAGCGUGUCUUCGUCCCAGGAUGACGCCAUAUAUAUUUUUUCAUAAGGAGGAAACGGAAGAUGCUCGAUUAUGGUCCGGCUUGAUUCCCGGGACUUGCCGCGCGCGUCAAGAUUGAAGGCCCUGACAGCGCUUUCCGGUCGUUGCAAUUGCAUCCUUCGCACAUGGAGCGUCCAAUGAAUUCUUUCAUGUCAAGAGUGGUCAAAUCGCCUCCGCAAAAGGCCGCAAUUGCCACAGAAACACUCGGACCCGACAUGAGCCCAAGGAGCAAUACAAGCGGUGCACCUACGAAGAUCGGCCAGGCGUUCAUGCACUCAAGCUACAACCCCAACAUGCGAAAACAUCGACAGCGGGACCAAGACUGGUCCCCUUUCUCAUAUCCUAGAAUAGGACGCCCUUGGAUAGGAAGGACACCAUGAGAUCGACUUGCGAAAUAGAUCGCCGUCUCCUUCCUGAAGAGGACGUUAGAUCAGCCUUGCCAGGCUCCAAUGAUGGACUUCUCGCGUCCAAACCGGCCGCAGUAUACCUACGCCCGAUGCCCGCCCCUGGGUUCCACGGCGAUUGUUGCAGUUGAAGGGCUUCUCACUCCACCUGAUGUUCCAAACCCGACCGGUAGUCCUGGAGGCCAUCGCGCGACGGGUUUAGGCGGGUGACGUGUGGUCGUGGACAGUCGUGUUCCGUAUUCAGGCCAUUCGAUACGAUUGCAUACGAAUUUCUCAAUGCCAAUGGAGUAGGAGAUGAAACGUUGAAAUCGGAAAUGAAUUGAGUACCCAGGCGUGCAGAAGUCACGAUCGAUUCUUCGCGAAACAUGAAACUCUUUCACUUUUC
This is a messenger RNA of Ectocarpus sp. CCAP 1310/34, 3336 nucleotides long. The record is from the annotation of a GenBank genome assembly. Lineage: Eukaryota; Phaeophyceae; Ectocarpales; Ectocarpaceae.